This is a messenger RNA of Trichoplax adhaerens, 807 nucleotides long. RefSeq lists its product as uncharacterized. Gene Ontology annotation, molecular function: G protein-coupled receptor activity. Lineage: Eukaryota; Metazoa; Placozoa; Uniplacotomia; Trichoplacea; Trichoplacidae. The record is from RefSeq and is a predicted model, not a curated record. The transcript is spliced from 12 exons. Gene Ontology annotation, biological process: cell surface receptor signaling pathway; adenylate cyclase-activating G protein-coupled receptor signaling pathway. Gene Ontology annotation, cellular component: plasma membrane. The coding region runs from base 1 to 807 and encodes 268 amino acids.
AUGACUUCAAUGAAUUGUACCUUGUUUCAAGGAGAUCAAAGUAAAUGCUCUACCAUCGUAAUUGUCAAAAGAAUUUUGGCCUCCAUAUCCAUUGUUGGCAGCUUUGCAAUGAUCUUUUUGAUUUGGCUAUUCAAUAAACACCAGUUCUUUGCCCAGCGAUUACUUUUGUUUCUGAGCAUUGCAGCGUUAUUAGACAGCGUAUCUUAUGUUAUGGGUGAUAUUCAAGAAGCUGGUCCUUUAUGUACUUUUGAAGCAGUAAUGCUAUCGAUUUUUGACUGGGCUGUACUUUUAUGGAUUACAAUAAUAACCUUCAAUUUAUAUUGGAAUGCUGUAGCUAAGAAAAGUACUGAAAGAUUUGAAAUCUACUACCAUCUUGUUGCUUGGGGUGUUCCUGUUGUCAUAAGUGUAUUACCAUUCAUUGGCAAUCAGUAUGGACCAGCUGGCGCUUGGUGUUGGUAUGGCCCAUUGUUCUUGAUAAUUUUCGCAUUAUUUUGCGUAUACCUUUAUAUUUUUAUAUAUAUUAGAAGACAGGCGACUAGGUGGACGGGUAGCUACGAUCCUGAAAUAGAAAGAAAUAGAGCUAUCAGAGUACUUCUACCACAUCUUUACAUAGACGUACCAAGCGCUGUGAAUGCUAUUGUAUUUGGUAUGGACAGAGAAACAUUUAAUCGCUUAAAUUGGGCAGACUUAAGGAAUGCUUGGUCGCAACGCUGUUCUAAAUCGGUUGUGAGGGAAUAUCCUGUUAUUAAUGAGAGUAGCCAUUUAGAAGAUAAUGAAGAACUAUCGGAUGGAAAUCCCAGUGCUUAA